Trichobilharzia regenti is the source of this 7884-nucleotide messenger RNA. NCBI's taxonomy places the organism in Eukaryota, Metazoa, Platyhelminthes, Trematoda, Strigeidida, Schistosomatidae. The record is from the annotation of a GenBank genome assembly.
GUAGAAACCGCGGGUUUUGGAAUUUUUCACCCAGAUGCUGAGAUAAAGUCUACCAGAAGAGUUUGCAGCUUAUUUGGAUGUAAACUGUCAUGUUGGCUACUUAUUUUACAUGGAGUAUUCUUAACAUCUACAUGGUUGCCUUUUGGAUCACAAUUUGGUUUUUGAACUACUGUGAAACUUUCGUUCUACCUGAAUUCCAAUCUCUACCUGAGUCAACUGUCUAUUAUACUGGUAGUGAAACACUUGAAAUAUGCUGCGAUAUUUGGCCGAAAUCGCCUAUAGGUCAUGUAACAUACUAUUCAACAUAUCAUUCUCCGUACUCAACUCAUGUGAACACUUCUGACCAAAUAUCCACAAAACAUAUGACUGUGCAUCAUAGGAAUUUGUAUCGUAUGCUUCCUAGUCUCUUGUGUGAACAUCAUCCAUCUGAUGGGAAUAAACCACAGUCGUCAAUCAAUUGCCUUUGCUUUUCAAAUAUUUCUAUUGUUGAACAGUUUUCAGGUGAAGAGAUUUACUGUUUGGGUAGCAGUGAUUUUGGUUCGAUCUUAAGUCGACCGUUUCAAGUAUUAUUGAAAAGUCCAGUAGUUCAGAAAGUUUCAAUCCCCACAAUUUUAAAAUACAACUUGGGAAAUAUUGCAGUGAUCCCUUGCAGUUUAGAGAAAGUACAUUCAUCAGAUGAAGUGUUUUUUACGCUGAAUAAUACUGAUAUUACGCAUCUCUUUUCCGCAGGCAAAUAUCGAUUUGUACAAUCUCUAUCUACUGGGCAUUAUACAUUAAUGAUACGAGAUUUUCAAUUACAAGAUCAGGGAUUCUAUCAGUGUGGUUACUUUAAUCAUAGAUUGGGAACAAAACGAUAUAACCCUGUAAUAUAUCAUCUCUUAGCUGAAAAUCCAUUUAAUUCCUCAAUGAAAACUAUUUUGCUCAUGGAUUUCAAUGGCAGUUCACCAGAUUCACCUACUGUCAUUGAUUCUAGAAAAUCAGUGGUAGAGAUUACCGCUUAUGAAAAUCAAAAUAUUUCAUUAUUUUGUGUAUUUAAUUCACCGAAUCCACUUGUAGCCAAAGUCGACGACUACUCAGUAAUGAAUGGCUUUAAUGAAUAUCAUUCUUUUGAUUCAUUAUUUGGCGUUUUAGACAUACAACAUUUAACAAUGAAAGAUGAAGGAUUGUACUUUUGUUCAGCUGACAAUGUUACAUCUUAUGCUCAUUUGCGAAUACUAUCAUCACCUCAAUUGAUGGUUUAUCCGAAAAAUAUUCAAGCAAAUCUGGGUGAUUCUUUUAAUCUCUCCUGUAUAAUAAGUUCAAGAAAUGAUUUAACACCAUUUUGGUGUUUCAAUGGAAUUUGCAAACAGUCUACAGUGUCUAUAAAUCCAUAUCACGCUAAUUUACUAAUUGAUUCACUUCAAUUAUCAGAUAUUGGUGUAUAUCAGUGUAUCAUAAAAAAUGAUAUCAAUAUGUGGAUAGAUUCUAUAGUCACAGUUAUUACACUUGAACAAUUUUUAUUAUCAAAAAGUCUGUUCGAUACAACUUUAUCGAAAAUUCUCGCACCUAUUCAACUUGAAACUGACUUGUUAGAAAUACAGUUUGGAGAUACAGGACAACUGAAAUGUUUGUCAUUCAAUGAAGUCAGUGUAAACAGUAGCAAAGGUUCAGAAAUUAAAGAAUUAAUGUUGCAUUCUGAUAAAGCACUCAUUAAUCUCUUAAGUAUUCCUUAUCUUUUCAAGUUUAUUCGUGUGGAAUGGUUAAAAGAUGAUAAGCCUCUUCGUAUGUCAGCAUAUAAUUUCUCUGAUCAUCCGGAGUUGGCUUCUUCUGUACCUUAUGCAACCAAUGUUACCAUUAAUAAUCCUAAUGAUUAUGGAAUGUACAGUUGUAAUGUGUAUCUUGGAGAAAAGUUAAUACUACAACGAUAUUUUUACCUUAUAAGAUCUGAUACAUCUGCAUAUGCCGAUAGUUCUAAACAAGUUAACCAGCUCAAUGGUAGAUUUAUGAAUUGGUCGAAGAGAUUACUGGAAAAAUCUUCACGUCAAAAUAAUAUACUGAAUAUUGACCAAACACCAAUAAUUCCAUUACAUCGUGUACGUCGUAGCCAAGCGCAUAGAAUUAAUGAAUGGCCUUUGCAUUCUGGACAAAUCACUUCCUUGGAUAUCUUGAAUUUAUCUUCUACAAGAAAUACGUAUGAUCGGUUAAGAAAACCGAAUGCUACAACUGUUGGAGAUAACUUAGCUGUACUGAUUAGUUGGAAUUCAGUCAACUGUGAUUUUUAUCGUAUUCUUCACCGGUCACGUAUUCCAGAAUCGGAUGGUUGGAUACAUCGGUCAACUAUUGAUGAAACAGUGAAAGAAUGCUGUAGUCAUGAUAAAACGUGUUGUUUAGAAAAUAAACACUUCUAUCUAACUAGUCGUCAUCCAGGUGAACUUGUACCGGGGAAAAGUUAUCAGUUUCGAAUACAUGCCAUUAAACAGGAUAAUGAUGAGAUAGUUGAUAAAAGUCCAUGGUCUGAUCCGGUCAGUUUUCAGCAUAUCUCAAAAGUUGCUCCAGUUAUCACAGAAACUGAACGCUUGUCUGACGGUGGCAUAUUGGCACGAUGGAGAUUAACUCAAUCAGCUGUUGGUUUCCCUAUUGAUCACUUUCUUUUACUAUAUCGUCCAGAAGAACGUUCUAAUAGUGGAAGAAUUACCUACAAUGGAUUUAAAGCUGUGUUUGUUGAUGGGGCUGAUGCCAGAGAACACAAAUUACAGGCUUUAGAACCAGGCAAAGGUUAUCAAAUUGUUGUUUAUGGCGUGCAUACACCUCCAGGAUUCGAUCCACAAGCUACAAUUUUCACAGGUGGAUUGAAUGGACGAAAAAUUACUCAGUUUAGUCAUGAAGUAUUCGUAAAACCACGCUCAAUUUCAGUGAUGGCUAGUGAUAAACUUGACAGUCAAGAUUCUGAUUUACGUUCAACAUCCAAAUCACGUGAUCACUACAAUAAUAAUAAAAAUAUAGUUGCAUUUAAUUCAAUGGAAUCGAAUAAAUUAAUGUUUCUUAUUUUGGGUGCUCUUACCAGUGUAAUGCUUUUAAUUAUGAUCUGUCUAGUUGUCCUGUGUAUAUGUCGUCAACGACGAGAUAAACAUCGGCUAGUGAUCAAUCGUACUGCUGGUGGUGGUGGUGUUUGUGACAAUUACAAUCUACCUUGUAACCAAGCUACCGACAAAAGUUUGAAAAAAGGCAAUCACCUUAGUGGUGGAUUUCUACUGGAUAACUUACACUCCACUCCUCUGACAACUUCACCUAAUGUCACCAAUGAUAAUCGAGUCAUGGAUAAUAUCAAUUUUGAACAAAAUAAUAAAAGAACAGGUGUACAGCUCGCCUCCCGACCGCCGCCGAUGAGUCCAGCACCUCCGCCUCCACCAAAAUAUUUAACUAGAAAUGAAAAUUUCGAGUUGAGAAGUUUAAUCUCCAGCAAUGAUGAAAAUAAUAAUAAUCAGCAGUCUACUAUGGAUAUUCUAUCUAAAUCCUACUAUUAUCCUGUACAUAGAAAUAUGAAUUGUACAGAGUAUCCAGUCAGUCCAUCUUGUCAUACAAUAAUGAAUCAUACAAAUCAUGAUGUUGUUGUAGAUAAUGCCUCAUUUGCAAAUCCGCAUUUAUUAUUGUUAACAUCAUCGUGUACUGAUAAAUCGAUGAUUGAUUCACCAGGGCUUAUGGAGAAUUCAACAAAUCAUAAAGAUUCAAACUACUUGCUCCAGUCUGCAAUGUUGAAUGGUUUAAAACGUGAACCACCAAGCGGUGGUUCAAUGCAUGGUGGUACUGAUGAUGAAUUUGCUUUGCCUGACAAAGAUGCUGUAAGCAAUCGGUCUCAUCAGCAGUGUGAACAACCUCAAUCUACAGAAUUCUGUUCUUAUUCACAUUGUAAUCCAAACUUAUAUCAUUCAUAUCAUAAUGACAAUGUAAGUGGUAAGCACAAUGGUGAAAAAUCUCCAGCUGUUAUAGUUUCUACUAAUCAACACUUGGAUUUUUAUCCAAAUCAUUUUCAUCGAACUGUAUCAUCAUCAUUUAGGAAUGAUUCGAAUCAUCAUCAACAUCGCCGUCGUCAUCAACAUCAUCAUCAUUACCAACAACAACAACAUCAGCAAUAUCAACGUAAUGGUUGUAAUAUUUACACUGACGAAUCCAAUGCUCCUCCAUUCAUGAUGAAUUUUAAUCAUCAUUAUCUUGCACAACAGCAACAACCAAUGAACAUUAUGUUUACUUCUUGUAUUCCUAAUUAUGAUCCUGGCUUACUAACACCACCUUCACCUAAUCCGGCUAACUUUAAUAAAGAUUAUAAUGAUAAUAAUAAUAACAGCCACAACCACAGUCAUCACGUGGAUAUGUACAACAGUCAGUAUACUGAUUCUUCUUAUCCGAUAAAUAAUGAAGUUAAACAUCCUAAAGAGUGUCAUCAUCCACGUUCACAUUCAUUUCAUGUCAGUCAUACUGAUCACCAGUCAAAAUUACCAUCAUCAUCUCUACAUAUUCAUCCGGAUAUAAUGACUGCCAGUAGUACUAAUCCAGAUAAAAACUUAAAAUACUUUGGUUUAAGUCAAUCAACCAAUCGUCGUUAUGCGAAUCGUUCAAUUCAAUAUGAUAGUAAUCCACCGGCACAACAGAUUUCUAACACCUGUAUGCCAAAUUCAUGAGUGUGAAAUCAUAUCAUAUUGUGCUACAAUUUGAUUUUUUUUUCAAUGCUCAGGUCUACAACUUUCCUUCAAACCUUUAGCUUUUUUUUUAAUUACUACUAUAUCAGGCAUUCACAAUUUAUUCCUUCCUGUUCAACAAUUCAACUAAUUGAUACUCAGGAAAUGUGCAAUUGUUUGUGUUAAUAAUUAAUUCUCUCUUCAAAUGGCUAGCUAGCUUCAUAUCCUUAAGAUCAUGGGCUCUGAUGUGCUUUCGUCCAAAGUAUAUCUGAUGAAAUAUUCUUCAUAGCGACUGUUUUUUUCUCUCUGCCUGCCCCCUCUCUCUCUCUCUCUAGUGUGAUGCAAUCACACCACCAUCAUCUUGCCAGGGAUCGUUGUUUUCAACUUUACUUUUUCGUUUUCUUUGGGAAUAUCCUUUGUAUUGUAUUGAUUAAUGAUUGUACGGAUUAUUUUUAUUACUAUUAUUAUAAUUAUUAUUAUUAUACUUAUUAUUCUCUCGCCUCUGUUGUAUUUAUUUUAUGGUAAUAAUAACAAUAAUAUAGUAAUCAUAUUGGUAUUCUCUAAGUUAUAUUUAUGACAGCUACCCACCCACCGUCUUAAUAAUUUCAAACAUGCAUAUAUAAGUGUGUCAGUUGCUAUCUGUUCAAAGUGCAUUUUAUUUUUGAAUAUAACCUUUUAUUUAUUCACUUGUAAUAAUAAACUUGUAAAACUGUGUUUUUUUUAUAGGAAUUAUUGUUUUUUAAUUUUUUGUGCUUGUUUCAUCCACUCCCUGUCGUUUUCUUUCAAAAAACCUAACUAGUCAACAUCCACUGUUCACAGUACUCCUUCUCCAGUAUUUUAAUGUACAUUGGUUCUGUUUUGUUUUUUUUUGUAUUUAUAAAGUCCGCCGCUAGUUUUGUUUGUUUGCUUUCUAUCCAGUGUGUAGCGCCUUUUUCGUAAUUCCCGUUUCUUUGACAUGAAAUUCAAUUUUUUUUUGCUUGUAUACGAUCACUUUAUAUGUUGCACAAUAAAACACCGUGUGUGUGUGUUUGUACAUAGUUCCCUUUUGAUCAUCAAUUUAUUGUCCAAAUCUGUAUACAUAAAACUCGCACACACACACACACACACACAUGCAGACUGUGUAUAUUUACCCUGAUCGAAAACAAUCAUUGAAUAGGUUUCAUUAUUACUAUUAUGUCAUAAGAGUAUACAAUUUUUCAUUUUCUUCUUAUUUGGAUCAUUUAUCUCUUGUAUAUAUAUAUAUAGCAUAUUUCCUAGUCUACUGAAACUUGAUCAACGGGAAUGUUUGUAUAGGAGAGAAAAAAUAAACAAACAACACAGCGUUUCUUUUUGUAAUAGUGGACAGAUUCAAUCCUUUAUAUACACUUUGUUAUAUAUUAUAUAUGUGUGUAAAUUACUAGCUGAAAGAGGAUUUCGUGUCUUACUCUGUUUAGCCAAUGAUGGACUAAAGUUGUUUGUUGUUUGUUUCGUUUUGCUUUUUUGCAUUUCUGCAGUCUAACAGUUGUGAGUGCGCGCUAGACGACAGUCUCAUCAUAUUGCCUAAUAUGCUGCCAAUAUGUUUUAUGUUAUUUUUUAAGGACUUUUUUCGUUUGUUUUUUUUUUGAUAUCCUUGAGUGGUGAUGAUGAUAAUAAUAGUAUUUACAUUUUCUUUUGAACACUACUGCUGGAGUAUUAUUUGUAAUUAUUAUGCUUGAUAAAUAAAAUAUAUUAUCUUUUUCUAAAUAAAAACUUUGUUGUUUCUGCGUUCUUUGAAAAGUUCUUGUUUACAUCGAUUCUUUUUCAUGGAUCAAAAUGAUUCUUAGUUUUUUUUUAUCAUGAAAAACGAGAAGGAAGCAAAGAGCAUCCUGGAUAAAUUUUAAUGAGGUACAUCCUACAAUAAAUUCUACUAUAGAAAAAGAAAAAUGACUCUAGUACUGCAUUUUUAGACGACGUCCUUAUGACCAGAAAAGAGGAUGGCACAAUAAGAAGAAGUGUUUAUAGCAAAUCUACAUCAACGGGUCAGUACAGACAUUUUCUCAGCUUUGUGCCCUUGAAAUACAAACGCAAUCUGAUAAAGUGCUUGAUCCUUCACAGAGCAAGAGUGAUUUGCUCGGACGAAUGUCCUGAUGAGUAACUUAAUAAUACUGAACGGUUGCUAAGUUAAAAUGGUUAUCCAGAAAAGUUUAUUGAUAAGAAUAUGAAGAGAAAACCAAAGCAACCCAAGUUACCAACAGUUCCAAAAAAGGCCUUAUUCUUACAAAUGCAGUUCUUUGGGGACAACACCAGCAAGAUACUAACACAACGCCUUAAAAAUGCGGUAAAAAGAGCAUUCCCUGCUGCCGAAUUACACUGUAUCUUCAAAACCAUUCCUCUUUUGCGUUCGGGAGUAAAAGACAAACUGCCUAAUUUCGCCUCUUUCAUGUGUAUCUACCAAUUUAACUGCUCCUGUGGAGCCAGUUCCAUAAGCCAUAUAAUUAGGCGUGUUUCUCGUCGAAUUUCCGAACAUCUCUCUGCGUGGUUAAACAAAGGACAAACAAUAUCUAUUCGCAGCGUUAUUCUGUCUCAUCUUGCGGAGACAGAACACAAGAUUGACGUUAACCAUGCUUUCAGGGUCAUUUACCGUAUACCUACGAAUUUCAAUUUUGCCUUAAGAGUUCGACUACUAAAUAUUGCUGAGGAUGGCCGUUGGGAUCCAUAUUAACAAGCCUAAUUUAUGCACCCAAAAGAAGUUAGUUCAGACAUUAUCAUUGCCUUGGUCAUCCAGGUUUGAAUAAUCCUGAAUUUUUGUGGAAUUUUCCUAAUUUUAGUUGAUAUUCUAUUUGAUACUAUAUCUUUAUUAUUAUUUUUAAUAUUUAAGCAUCUUUAAUGAACUGUAAUUGCAUUGUGAUCUUACUUUACAAAUCGAUCUUAUUUAAAAUACACUAAUAUUGCUAUUGACUACUAAUCUAAAAUAUUCUGUGUAUAUAAACAUAUAUAAUUGUAGGACCAGAAGAGGAAUUUAUCGAAAAGAAUAUUCUUUGCUCGAUUAUUUUGUGUUUUAUAGAUGUCUGAAUGAAUAUUUUCGCUAUAUUCUUAGUUUUGUUCAGUUUCGUUAUCCACUACUGUGUCUUGUGCGGUCGGUGGUAUAUCUUGUAUAUCUGCUUUUGGAAUAUUGUUCAUCGUUUCAUGGAAGUAUUCCUUUUUUUAUUAUUAUUAUUAUCUAUCUCAGAUGAUAAAGAGUAUUUGUUGCUCUGAGGAAUAAUUUUGACUUCAU